Amoebophrya sp. A25 is the source of this 3883-nucleotide messenger RNA. Lineage: Eukaryota; Dinophyceae; Syndiniales; Amoebophryaceae. The record is from the annotation of a GenBank genome assembly.
AUGUUAAUUUCCGAAACGCGUAUCUGGCCUUUGCAUGAGAGUAUAGAAGCCCUCCUGGUGGAGGGAGAUUUUCUCUUCGUUGGCACGGGUGGCGGCUGCAUCGUUGCCUAUAGCGUAGACGAUUUGCGACAUCCAGCGGCGUUGUUACAAGGACACAAUGCGAAGAUUACGUGUUUGGGUACUUGAUUUGAAGUAGUUGGGGUACUAACCUCAUCCUCGAAGAUUAGGGCCUUCAUCUUCCAAGAUUUUAAGUAGUUGUACUUAAUAUAAGUCUAUCUUGGCAUCAUGUCUGGGUACUUGAUUCGCAGUUCUUGUACUAGUGGAUGUUGCAGGUUGUGGUAGUGUACUUCUUAUUGUUGUAGAUGAGUAGUCUGUUUUUUUUUGUGUUCGUCGCUAAGUCACUUGUUUUCUCUUUUUGCAUCAAGCUGACACUUCUUUACGUGAAAAUCGGCAGGUCUUUACCGUCAAGAGCCCAGAGGCUCGUCGAAGAGGGGAUCAAGAGGGGGAACGUCGAGAUCCAAAAGGCCUAAAAAUUCCAGAGCCUCCUCGUCAUCUUCAAAUUAUGUCAACAACCUUUCAAUUUCAUUCAUCACUACUACAAGAGUAGACAGUGCUUUGUGCUUUUUCGACCGUGAGUCAAAGUAAGAACUAGGUACUUUACCCUUUACCUCAAGUAGAGCAUGAUAUUACUACAAGCGUAUAUCGUGAUUGCCUAUGAAGAUGGAAGUGAUCAUCAAUGUCAGAUAAAAAACACUCAUGAUGAGAAGUGUUAUUGCUCCUUUGCAAAAAGAACAUAACCUCGUCUGAUGAAUAACAUUCAUGAGUCUAAAGAUCCUCCUCUAAUCCCAACCCACUUCGCGAAAGCAUUCUCGAUGGCAGAGAACACCUGCUUCGCAAGCAAGGGAUAAUGGUCUUCUUUCCUGGUGCGGAGUUUAUCUCUAUAGUGGUUCUGAAGAUGGGCGUGUUUUCUGUUGGGACUUAGGAGUCCUCGACAAGACGGACAGUCACAAGAAAAAAAAGGAGGACUUUGCAAGAUUGUUGUUAAGAUGAGAUGGAUGUCUUAUACAACUAGUCAUUAGAGCAAGGUACAAGAUGACUGGAUUACCUCAUAACUAGUUGGCCAUGUAGUAAAAAGAGGGCACAUGACAUGACGUUAGAGAGGAAGGGUACAGAGGUAUCAUGACAUGACAUGAUGCAACUACGAGGUCAAGGAAGUAUUGAAGUAGUAUUUGUUAUUUAUGAGACAAAGGUAUGAUACAGGUAUAAGGUCAAGGAAGUACUAUUAGUCCCUCAAAAUUUUCAAUUUAGACGUAUGUUUCGGAAUGCCUGGACUCUCACUUGGACUAUCGUCAUCAUCCACUCUCUAAUCACAAUGCAAUACGAAGCUCGGACGAAGAGUGCGGAUUUGGCCGCUUAUAAACCUGACCCCGAGUUGCUGCAGAUGCAGGCGUUGCACAACAUGACACACAUUUUCGACUCUGUAGCUGGGGAUAGAGAAGAUUUGGUAAAAGAGUACGCUGCAAGACUGCAAUUUUUUGGGCACAUAGGACAUGACGGUCCAAUCUCGCUCGUGCCGCAGCAACAAGGAGGUGCCGCAACAAGGAGAGAUCAUGAUGGAGACGAAAAAAGUUCUGCCGGAGGCAGUGGGAGUGAUAGAAUUAAGGCUAUCAUCUUGAUGGGCGGAACUUGGACUUGGUCCAAUGGAGGGGGUCGCUUAGAAAAUAUAAAAAUUCUUAAAGAGAAGAACCCCCUUGCAUUAGUUACCCCCCACAAGGAAGCUCUAAUGGAAGUUCGCAGGCAGGUUGUGCCUCUGACAGUGACAACUCGAGUGCAUCUAGACGAGGUAUUCGUAGUAGGAGCUCUUCGAACGCAGACUCACAGAUAAGCGACUGCUCGUCUUCCGACAAGGAUGAUAAAGGUAGCAGCAGCAAUUAUGAAGAGGACGAAGAGGAGCGUAAAGGACGAGGACAUACCACCAGUAGCACUGGUUCGGCGUCAGACGAUGACUCUGAGAAUGGUCUUAGAGGUGAGUUGAUGUGGUCUCCUAUGCGAAACCAGGUUCAGGCUGCCAAAAAGAGACGUGAGGACCGAGCUACUAGUACUGGUUCCAAAAACAGAACGAAGCACAAGAGGAACAGAAGCAGAGGUACGAAGAUGCAUCUGAAGAGGCGAAGGCAACGGGUUGUAGUAGAUGUAGUUGACGAUCAUACGAACAAGGCCGCUAAAGCAAGUCCAACAAAAUUGAUCCAUAGUGUAGAUGGAUCCCGAUUUCCUAUUUUCGUAGAAAACCCAGAGGAAGCGAUCCUGCUACACUUAAACUUAAGGCUGCCGGGGCUCAAGUAUAAUUAGCAUCUCCGUAGUUGUAUCAACAUACAUUAUCCUUGAUCGAUGUUUUUGCUUUUUCUAGUAUACUUGAUGAAAAAGAACUGUGAUCAUGUCCUCCAAGGAUACUACAAAAGUAACUAUUUUUACGACAAUCAAGUACAUACUCAGCACUACUUGAAGAUUUAUAACAAGCACUAUUGUCCCGUCCCCGGAACAAGAAAAGACCAUGCGCUUAUCUAAAGCCGCUGUUUAUUUAAGCACAACUAUUCAUUGUCCUCGGAUUGAUGUUUAGAAGCAGGCAGCUAUUGGGUGUGAUUUAUAUGCUCGACGUAAAAAGAAUGUCAACCCUUUGGUCUUCCUCGGUUAAUCUUAUUACAUAGAGGCUCUAAGAUUCCAUAACUCCGGUCCUGGGGAGCGUUUCCGCGUAGCUUCCAGACUAGACCCAAAUGAGGCGGCUUUUGCGGAGAAAUGGACCUUCGCCAAAACUCCAGGUCUCACAGAAGAUUCAGGCACUAGUACAACAGCCUCUAGUGCUUCUUGCGACGCGAGCUCUGCCGAGGGCGGCCAAAUCACAGAGAAUGAGCUGGACUUUCUCUUUCAUCGCGGACUAUUAAGCGAAGGCUUGCAUAAUAGCAGUCCACUGAUGUCUUCCAGAAUAGCUCCUCCACUGUCAUCGAAGAGACCACUCUCAACAUCUGCCUCAACAAGUCUUCAAGCUCGUCCACCUCUGUCUUCAAGGACUAGCAGACGUGGAGGAAGUAACAUCGAGUCUUCUGAGGAUUCGUAUUAUUCGAGCGGUGAAGAGGAAGCAGAUGACUCGGUCUCUGAUUCUGACUCCAGCGUUUCAGACCACAACUGUUCCGCGAACCGAGUGGUAGUCCAGCUUGGUCCGAGCAACAACAACGUCGUAGUUGUACACCAACGACAACAAGAAGAUUCAACCAUGAUACUCAAGCCCUCGUCACUACAGCCUUCUUCAACAUCAUUUUUCAACUACUACAAUGUGGAGGGAGCGCACCGAGCUUCUGCCGCAAUGUCAGAGGGUUCUUCGGAUGGGGACUUUUUAGAGCGGAAGUUAGAACAGGUUUUUCGUAGUGCUGAAGACGCAGCUGGAGGAAGUCCUGCCGAUCUUUCCCCUGAACGUCUGCACACAGGAAUUUACCACUCGAUUGUACCCAGAGUUAAGGCUUUUUACCCUGCGAACAAUGGUCCAUCUCCAUAGAAGUCUUCCUAGGAGAGAGGAAAAAGCACCCACAUCCCAGGAUGCGUCUCAAGAAGAUGGACAUGGAUAAGGGUGAGCUCUAACAGCGGACUAGUUGCUCCGCCGCUGCUAGGGAAUGUUGAUGCCAGCUCAGCGUCCUCAAGUUCAUCCAGUUCGUCUAAAGCAACUACGCCAACAGAAGAUGCAGCUGAUGCGGGUGGGGGUCUUGCUUCAGUAUCUCCCUCGCGGGGUGGUACUAGGGCUUCUGGCAAAACUAGGGCUUCCAACAAGCACGAGGACGCUUUUUCUUCUACAACUAGUUAUAAGAACAAAAGUAGUAGAAGAAAUACUAAAUCA